AUAUGUUUCAAUCAUUGUGGCAAAUAACAAAAUUAAGCAAGCACUUCAUGAUAGGAACACAGGGAAAGGUGAGAUCAAUAUGCUUUAGUUUCUUGUUAUUACUGAGUUUCAAAUCAUUCAGUACAAAGGCCAAAGCACAGUCCCUGGGAAGUAACUGCGAAAACACCACCCAACAGACUCUCACCGGUGCAUACCAAACCAACCUUGAUAGAAUCCUAACAUGGAUGUCCUCGGAUGCAGGCACAAGCAAUGGUUAUAACCACACCACCAUAGGCACCAAUAGCUCUGUGUAUGGCCUUUAUGAUUGUGGUGGUGAUGCGGUUGGAUACUUUUGUCAAUUUUGUAUUUCCACUGCUGCAAGAGAAGCCCCUCAGCUCUGCUCCAAUAGGGAGUCUGCUGUGGUGUGGAAUGAUUACUGCAUUAUAAGGUACUCAAAUGAGGACUUCUUUGGGAAAGCUAUGACAUACCCAAUAUGGCAUACUCUUGGAACAAAAAACAUAUCCAACACCACAGAGAUUCAGAUAGCUGAGGAUUUUGUGAGAAGUUUGAUCGGAAAGGCUACUAAUGAAACCCACCAGUUGUACUAUAAGGAUGGCUUCAAUUUGAGUGCCACUGAGAGUAGGUAUGCCGUGGUGCAAUGCACCAGAGAUCUCACAAAUGAAGGGUGCAGACAGUGUUUGGAGGACAUACUGACUGAAGUUCCCAAAUGUUGUGAACAAAAAGUAACAUGGAUGGUUUGGUCUGGAAGUUGUUUGAUAAGGUAUGAUGAUCAUAUGUUCUACCUUCUUGCCAACCAACCACCUUCAGCUCCCGCACCCAAUCAGAAAACAGAUAAACAAGGGGUUAAUAACAGGACAAGAAUAUUGAUCAUUAUCUUCAGUGUGAUCGGGGCAAUAAUUGUACUAUGUUUCAGCCUAUAUUGCAUCUGGUACAGGAAAAGGGUGAGAAAAGCUAAUUAUAAAGAAAAUACGAGGGAUGGAGUUAGAGAAGAAGAGCUUCCUCUACCUUCAUUUCAUAAAAUUCAAUCGGAGGAAACGUGGAACACAGACCUGCCUAGAAUUCCAUUUAUCACAAUUUUACAGAGUACUGAUAACUUUUCAGUAGCAUCUAAAUUAGGGGAAGGUGGAUUCGGCCCUGUUUAUAAGGGAAAUCUACCUGAUGGAAGGCAAAUUGCAGUCAAAAGACUCUCAAAAUUUUCUGGUCAAGGCUCAGAGGAGUUCAAUAAUGAAGUAAUGUUUAUAGCCAAAUUGAGGCAUCGCAACCUUGUAAGACUUUUGGCAUGUUGCUUAGAGGAAAAUGAAAAGAUACUCGUAUAUGAGUAUUUGCCGAAUAAAAGUCUCGACUUUCACUUAUUUGAUGUUGAGAGAAGAAAACAAUUCGAUUGGAAACUAAGGUUAAGCAUUAUCCAUGGAAUAGCAAGAGGAAUUUUAUACCUUCACGAGGACUCUCAACUCAGAGUAAUUCAUAGAGAUCUCAAAGCCAGCAACGUUCUACUAGACCUUGACAUGAAUCCCAAAAUAUCAGAUUUUGGAUUGGCAAGGGCAUUCGAAGUAGGACAGAACCAGGCAAAUACAAAACGAGUAAUGGGCACUUUUGGAUACAUGGCUCCUGAAUAUGCUAUGGAUGGACUAUUUUCAGUGAAAUCUGAUAUUUUCAGUUUUGGAGUUCUUGUUCUAGAAAUCAUUUGCGGGAGAAAGAACGGUGGAUUCUACAUGUCAGAUGGUCAAACUCUCCUUGUAUACGCUUGGAGAACAUGGUCUGAAGGAAAAUGUUUGGAAAUGAUGGAUCCAAUGCUGGAAAAGUCCUUUAUAGGCAGUGAAGUAGAGAGGUGCAUACAGAUUGGUUUGUUGUGUGUUCAGGAAGAUGCAAGAGAUAGACCAACCAUGUCGGAUGUUCUUGUAAUGCUGGCGAGUGACACAGUGGUCAUUCCAAAACCCAAGCACCCAGCAUUUUCAAUCGGAAGGCUGGCCUCAGAGGAAGUCUCUACAUCAAAAAGUUCCAAGAAUUUUUCCGUUAAUGAUAUAACAUUCUCGAUUAGUUUACCGAGGUAAUUUCAUGAAUGAACAAUGGAUUUGUAUAUAUCUCUUCGAAGCGACAGAUAAAGUUGUAUUUAUAAUGAUUUGAAUCAAAUUAUUUAUUAAUUUAUCUACAUUAACAUUGAAUGUA
Messenger RNA from Vigna unguiculata (cowpea), 2166 nucleotides. RefSeq names its product cysteine-rich receptor-like protein kinase 25. The record is from RefSeq and is a predicted model, not a curated record. Lineage: Eukaryota; Viridiplantae; Streptophyta; Magnoliopsida; Fabales; Fabaceae. Gene Ontology annotation, cellular component: plasma membrane. Gene Ontology annotation, molecular function: protein serine/threonine kinase activity; ATP binding. Gene Ontology annotation, biological process: protein phosphorylation.